AUGGCUCACUGGGAGUUGGGCACUAUUUCCUUUACUGUGGAUUGGGGUCCUGAGUCCUCCAAAGCACACAGCCUUAAGGCAAAAAUCAAACUGUUAACAGUUUGUUUGGGAGAUGCAGCCCAGGUUGGGGAAUGCAAGGACAACAAAAAGGAAAGCCAGGCAAACCAAAGAACAAUUCGGUACAAGCCGGUUGGGUAGGUCCGGGGCGGUGACAGACCAGCGAAGCUGGGGAGAGCUGCGCCCUGCUUCUCAGGGCCUGGACACGCGAAGAAUUUGGGCACCAACUUGUGACUGUGCGAACAGAGCCCAAGAGAUCGAGAGGCCCGGAGCCUGAGGUCGGCCAGGAGCGGGGCAGCCAGACCCGCUUCCUGGCCCCCUUCCUCCGGGAGGAUGUCAAGAAACCAAGCCAGCUGGAAAAAUCAUCUUUCCUCCAGAAAUGUGGUAGCCUCAACCCAAACCGAAGAAGGUCUAAAGCUUUUGUUGAUAAGUGGAGAUGUUACUUGGUGCCCGGCUGAUGUCAUUGUCAACACUGUUCCCAAGAAUCUUCAGCUUGGAGGAGGAUCACUGUCUCAGGCUCUUUUGAAGAAAGCUGGUCCACAGCUCCAGGAAGAGUUAAAUGCCACCAGGAAAGGAACAGAAGAGGAAGAAGGUAGCAUAUUUUUGACAAGUGGCUGCAACCUGGACUGCAAAGCUGUGCUCCAUACUGUGGCACCAUACUGGAAAAAUGGAGCAGGGUCUUCUCAGCAGAUAAUGGCAAAUAUAAUCAAAAAAUGUUUGACAGCUAUGGAAGAGUUAUCUUUUUCAUCAAUAACAUUUCCCAUGAUUGGAACAGGAAAUUUGAAAUUUCCCAAAGCUGUUUUUGUUGAACUAAUCCUUUCAGAAGUGUUCAAAUUCAGUAGUGGCACAUGGCUGAAAAUCUUACAAGAAGUUCACUUUCUGAUACUUCCAGAUGAUGACGAAAUCCAUAAGGCAUUUUUAGAUGAAUUCAAUAAAAGGUUGAGAGGAAAUCCCAACAAGGACAAGAUUCUCAUGUCUGGAAGUGGCCAAGGAAUCUUCAAGACUACCUCGAACUCUGAGUUCACAGCAUAUGAAAUGAAAAUUGGUGUAGUUACUUUUGAGAUUGCUACUGGAGAUAUUACCAAAGAAAAGGCUGAUGUGAUUGUAAACUCAACAUCAAGGACAUUUACUCUGAAAUCAGGGGUGUCAAAAGCAAUUUUGGAAGGUGCUGGACGAGCUGUGGAAAAUGAAUGUGCUGUACUAGCUGCACAGGCUCACAGAAAUUUUAUUAUUACACAAGGCGGGCACUUAAAAUGCAAGAUAAUAAUUCAUGUUCCUGGGGAAAAUGAUGUCAGAAAUACAGUUUCCACUGUUCUAGAAGAGUGUGAGCAGAGAAACUACACUUCCGUUUCCCUUCCAGCCAUCGGAACAGGAAACGCCAGGAAAAACCCAGUCAAAGUUGCUGAUGACAUGAUCAGUGCUGUUAUAGACUUCGUACGGAAACAUUCCACCCCAUCAUUAAAAAAAGUUAAAAUUGUCAUCUUUCUGCCUGAACUGCUAAAUGUAUUCUAUGACAACUUAAAAAAGAGAGACAUUUUCGUGUCAUCCGUCUUUCAGUCCGCGUUCUCUGAGACUGCAAAUAAUAUUCCUGAACACUGGACUGACAUGAAUCAGCAGCGGUCCUGUGUGGUUGAGCUACAACCUGGACAGUCAGAAUAUGACACUGUAAAGGACAAGGUCUCUGAGGUCUGUCGUUUAUACGAAAUAGAGAAGAUAGAGAGAAUACAGAAUGUAUGUCUCUGGGAGAGCUACCGGCUAAAGAAAAAUCAAAUGGACAUCAAGAAUGGCCAUUCAGAUAAUGAGAAAGUCCUAUUUCAUGGGACAGAUGCAGACUCAGUGACAUAUGUCAAUGAGCAUGGUUUUAAUCGCAGUUAUGCUGGGAAGAAUGGUGCAGCCUAUGGAAAAGGAACUUAUUUUGCUGUUGAUGCCCGUUAUUCUGCUAAUGAUAAAUAUUCCAGACCAGACAGCAAUGGGAGAAAGUAUAUUUAUGUGGUACGAGUACUUACAGGAGCCUACACAACUGGAAAUGAAGGGUUAGUUACGCCUCCAUCAAAGGACCCUCACAACCCCAUAGAUCUGUUUGACUCUGUCACAGAUGAUACACAACAUCCAAAUAUAUUUGUGGUAUUUUCUGAUAAUCUAGCUUACCCAGAAUAUCUCAUAACUUUUAGGAAUUAAAAAAUAGGGUUGAGUGUGU
Molecule: messenger RNA, 2254 nt
Organism: Hyaena hyaena (striped hyena)
Lineage: Eukaryota; Metazoa; Chordata; Mammalia; Carnivora; Hyaenidae
Gene: PARP15
Product: poly(ADP-ribose) polymerase family member 15
Biological process (GO): negative regulation of gene expression
Cellular component (GO): cytoplasm; nucleus
Molecular function (GO): transcription corepressor activity; NAD+ poly-ADP-ribosyltransferase activity
Source: RefSeq, a predicted model, not a curated record